AUGGAUGGCUUGACGCUUUGUAUGCUGGGCUGUGGAAACCUGGGUCUCGCGAUCCUGCAGAGCCUUGUUACCCCCCCUGAGACGGCAUAUGCCACAAAGCUGCCCAUCCAGCGCUUCACCGUCUGUGUCCGCAGCACCGCAACUGAACAAAAGCUAGCAGAUAAGUUCCGCACCAACGCAGACACCGUCACCGUAUCUUCCGGCGGCAAGAAUCUUCAAGCAAUGAAGAAAGCCGACGUGAUUAUUCUCGCAGUCGAUCCCGCCGAUAUAGUAUCCACCCUUCAAGAGCAAGGUGUAGCUGAAGCCUUAUCGUCCACUAAUAACGGCCGCCCAAGGCUCCUCAUCAGCGUUGCCGCAGGUUGGACUCGGCAGGACCUCGAAAAGACCAUCUUUGGCACGCCAACCAACAGUUCCAAUGCAAAUAGCGGUCGUACAUGGAUUAUACGGACGCUGCCCAACGUUGCCGCCCAAGUAGCCCAGUCCCUGACCGCCGUUGAGAUAUCGGAUCCCGCCCCCCCAGACUGGGCCCUUGAGCUGUGCGACACCAUAUUCAAUCAGAUUGGCAAGACGGUUCACAUUCCUCCAGCUCUCAUGGACGCUACGACAGCCUUGGGUGGCUCGACCCCCGCCUUCUUUGCUGUCGUCUGCGAUGCCCUCAUCGACGCGGCCGUCGCUGUUGGCGUGCCCCGGCCUCUGGCCCAUACUAUGACUUUCCAGUCUAUGCUUGGCACGGCUACGAUGAUGCAAGGUGGCCUUCAUCCCGCCUUACUCAAGGAUCAGGGGACUUCUCCGGAGGGUUGCACUAUUGGAGGACUCAUGGUCUUGGAAGAGGGCGCAGUUAGGGGGCAUAUCGGCAAGGCCUUAAGGGAGGCUGUCACGAUCGCUCGGCAGAUGGGCAAGAACCCUCACGUCAACGAUACUCGUCAGUAG
Molecule: messenger RNA, 930 nt
Organism: Verticillium alfalfae VaMs.102
Lineage: Eukaryota; Fungi; Ascomycota; Sordariomycetes; Glomerellales; Plectosphaerellaceae
Product: pyrroline-5-carboxylate reductase
Exons: 2
Coding region: 1-930 (309 amino acids)
Biological process (GO): L-proline biosynthetic process
Molecular function (GO): pyrroline-5-carboxylate reductase activity
Source: RefSeq, a predicted model, not a curated record